AUGGCUGUUGAUGACGUCAUCAUCAAUGAGGUGACCGUACGAAACGAGUGUAGCGAUUUCGACGACGAUGACGACCGUGAGGACGAUGGCGGUGACGUUGGAGUAGUCAGCAUCAGCAGCAACAAAGGCAACAUCAGCAACAACGGACGGAUCGACAAUGACGUCAACGAAUCCUUCACCGAGGAACUCCUUUCGUUCCAGCAACACUUCACCAGCGCAGAAGCAAUUGACUGUUCCUGCGGCAAGAUGUUCAAACAGCACAAAGUAGGUCACAAGAACGCAAGACUUGACCUAAAUAAAAUAAUUGUGUCGUGCGAGAAGUGCGGCUCGUGUCAGCAUGCAGGUUGCGUCGGGUACGACCUGACUGACGAGUCGAGGGGGUCGUAUCUAUGCCCCCAUUGUUACGUCACUGAGAUUCCCAUUCCAAGCGGUGCCACCCUUAUCAUCACACCCAACUCCAUCAUACAUCAGUGGCUGGAUGAGGUUUUGAAGCACGUGGCUGAUGAAGCCAUCAAGCUGUUUGUGUACAAGGGUGUGCAGAGGCAGGGGUACAUCCAACCGAGGGUACUGGCCCGACAGGACAUCGUCCUGACGACCUACGAGACCCUGAGGGCUGAGAUGAAAUACGUCGGUCUUCUGCAUAAUAAAUUUGAUGAGAAUAACAAAUUGAGGUACAACAAAAAGUUCAUCUCGUUCCCCACACCUCUGGUGGCUCUUGAGUGGUGGAGGGUGUGUUUGGAUGAAGCUCAAAUGGUAGAGAAAGUUUCCACUAAGCCGGCUGAUAUGGCAUGUAGAUUGGUGAGCCAGAUUCGAUGGUGCAUUACCGGUACCCCCAUCCAAAGAUCAUUUGAUGACUUGUACGGCCUGCUGAGUUUUUUGCGCGCCUGCCCCUACGACGAUAGAACUCUGUGGAGCAAGUUCAUGCAAGGGGCCUAUGAGGGGGGGUUGAGGGAGCAUCCGUGCUGGGUCAUCAGUCGAUUGCUGUGGAGGAACUGUAAGAGGGACGUCAUUGAUCAGAUUAACCUUCCCCCACAAUCCAUCAAGACCCACCUACUCACAUUCUCACCUGUCGAGGAACAUUUCUACAGGAGGAUGUAUCAAAAGUGCUCCGAUGAAGCACUUACGGAUUUUAUUGCUUCCGGACUUCUACACUUCUAA
This is a messenger RNA of Helobdella robusta, 1158 nucleotides long. RefSeq lists its product as hypothetical. The coding region runs from base 1 to 1158 and encodes 385 amino acids. The record is from RefSeq and is a predicted model, not a curated record. Gene Ontology annotation, molecular function: ubiquitin protein ligase activity; ATP binding; ATP-dependent chromatin remodeler activity. NCBI's taxonomy places the organism in Eukaryota, Metazoa, Annelida, Clitellata, Rhynchobdellida, Glossiphoniidae. Gene Ontology annotation, cellular component: nucleus. Gene Ontology annotation, biological process: DNA damage response; protein polyubiquitination. The transcript has 9 exons.